AAAACAGCUACUUAUUGGAAGGGAUGAGUGUAGCGUUAGGUGAGUUGACUGUCGCCGAAUUUUUUAGAAAUGGGAUGGACUUGCCAACAGGGCUAGUCGGUUGCUAGUUCUUCCAGAGUCAUUGUUGAUAGCUGAAUCAUUGGACUUUCGUGGCGCUGUUGUUGAGUUUGAAAAAAGAGAGCAGUUUGAAUGCUUUUUUCUGGGCUUACGACGAGUGAAUGUGAGGGAUUUGUCACAUCCACAUUUCCAUCAUAUUCGUGUUUUUGAUAAUAAGGGGUCAAUAAGUGUUGAAGAAUCCAAGUUCAAAAGGAGUUACGAGAAUGAGGGUGAUUAUGCGUAUGCUAAAUUUGGAUGGUGUAUAUUUUAUGUUUUAAAUGGCGGGACAGAAGGGACUGAUGAUGUAAGUACUAAAGCUGUAGAACCUGCAGAACCAGCUGAGUUGUCUGACGAAAAACUUCAUGAACCAUCAUCAGUUUCAGAAGUAAAACUUAUAUAUCUGGCUUUACUUUUUAAUCUGCUUUUAUCACAAGAUAACAAUACCACUUAUUCAUUUGUUCUGAAGGACAUAAUGAGAAUACCAGACGAAGAUCAGGACAUGGAGAUUUCACAACCUCAGUUUUCACAAGCAGAAACAUUAUUUGCAUCAGCGGAAAGCAGUUCGACCUCAAAAGAUGCAGUUGUUAAGGGCGAAGAGAAAUCCUCUGAUCUUGCUAAGAUAGAACGCAAACGCAGAUGGAAGGAAACUUCAUCCCCUCAUGAUGACAAUGACAAGGAUGUGAUCACUGUGUCCGCAGCGGAAACAAAUGAUGGAGCAACAGACGAAAAGGAAGACUCUGAUAAGUCAGAAACUGAGGAUAAGCCGUUGUUGGAUAACGCCUUUGAGGAAAAAGAGCCGGUAAUGGUAACCGAUGAUAAAGAUGAAGAGCUUGAUUAUGAAGAAGCAUUGGAACACGCCUCACCUGCUUCAGAAACGUUGAAAAGUGCAAAGCCAGAGGACGAGGAACUUGUGAAAAAGAUGAAGCUUGAAGAGGCUGAUGGAAAUGAUCAUCCGUCAGAGUAUGAUAGUAGACAAGGAAGGUUAGUAUUAAAAGAAACUGGUGAAGCUGUCGCGGUUCAAGAAAAACAUGAUCUAUUGGAAGAUGGAUCGAAACACCGCAGAGUUUCUCCAGCACGAUAUCCCGUUUCUGAGUAUUUAUUAAUAAGACAACUAACGAGACCAUUUACUGUGAAACAAUUAAAAGCAAUGCUGGGAAAUUAUGGUGCGCUUGAUGAACAGGGAUUUUGGAUAGAUAACAUCAAGUCCAAAUGUAUUGUGAAGUACUCGUCCAAGGAAGAAGCAGUCGUUGCUCGAGGCAGUCUUCAUAACCUUGUUUGGCCUGUCGGUAAUCCCAAGGAACUAAAAGUUGAUUUUAUUGAUGAAGCUGGAUUCGAGAGGUUUAGUAAACCAGAUGUUAAGAAGGAAGCAAAAGAUCGGGAAAAUGGUAAUUCAUCUACUGCGCAGCCGUCAGCGUCUUUACGAAUAUCCGUUGGAAGUGAACAACGUUUAGUGUCGAAGAAGUCUGAAUCCCAAGAUAACAAUAUAGACCCGGUGCACAGCACUGCAAAUCGAGAAAAGUCACCUCGUACAAGGCAUGAAUCUGGACACCGACGUAGUGGCUCUACAAGAAGAGAAGAAAAUGUACGAACGCCAACUGAUCGUCACAAAAAUGAAAUGGAAGGAAAGGCUAAGACUGCCGAUGAGUUAUUCCAGAAAACUAAAACUCAGCCAGCUAUUUAUUUUGCCCCAUUGACUGACGAACAGUUUGUAGAUAUCCGCAGCAAAUUAGGGGUAUGGGUAAUCUGCGAGGGUUGCUCUCAGUUUCUUCCCUUGCAGAUCAUGGAACGGGCGAAACAGAAAAACAACGAAGCAGAGAGCUCUACCGUGAAGCGUAAUGCCCAGACGCGAGAAGAAAGACACAAGGAUGAAUCAGAAAAGGAUGGGAAGUAUCGUAUCUCUCCAUGGAGGCGUCAGAAGUCACCCGUCGCUCAGAAACGGCGCCGUCCUUCCCGGUCGCGUUCACCUCGCAGGCCAUAA
Messenger RNA from Enterobius vermicularis (human pinworm), 2074 nucleotides. Lineage: Eukaryota; Metazoa; Nematoda; Chromadorea; Rhabditida; Oxyuridae. The record is from the annotation of a GenBank genome assembly.